This is a messenger RNA of Anopheles cruzii, 480 nucleotides long. It is a transcript of the gene RpI12, whose product is annotated as DNA-directed RNA polymerase I subunit RPA12. Gene Ontology annotation, molecular function: nucleic acid binding; DNA-directed RNA polymerase activity; zinc ion binding. Gene Ontology annotation, biological process: DNA-templated transcription; termination of RNA polymerase I transcription. The transcript has 3 exons. Gene Ontology annotation, cellular component: RNA polymerase I complex. Lineage: Eukaryota; Metazoa; Arthropoda; Insecta; Diptera; Culicidae. The record is from RefSeq and is a predicted model, not a curated record. The coding region runs from base 100 to 444 and encodes 114 amino acids.
UUAGCAACACGCGGUGUUUUCGAGAUCAAGUGCAUGCCGAUAAUUCGAUAUUAAAAUAUCCUGAAGAACAAUAGGAAAUACUGCUCGAGCACAAACACGAUGGAUCCCGGUUUCUGCCCGGACUGCGGCACGAUUUUGCCACUACUGCGAAUGGCUAAGACGGUUUUCUGUUACAGCUGCCACAGUGAAUACGAUGCUUCGGCGUUCGGUACUAUGGAAGUAGAAUAUACGAUUCCUUUCAAUUCUUAUGAAAAUAAAAAAUCUGAUCAAGCAGAACGAACGGCGGACGAAGAAGCCGACGGACCAAUUGUGAAUAGACAGUGUCCCAAGUGUGGAAACGAUCAGAUGUCGUACGCUACGUUACAACUUCGUUCUGCAGACGAAGGACAAACCGUGUUUUUCACAUGCACAAAAUGCAAGUUCAAAACUUCGGAAAAUUCUUAAGAUGUUGUUAAUAAACUGCUUUUGCUCAUAAACUUA